AUGUCUAGUCCGAGACGAAGGAUUGAGACUGAUUCUGCAGAAAUUCUAACCUUUUAUCUAGUGCAAGAGUUCUAUGUCCGCUUCAAGGGACCAGCAGAGACACCAUUCGAAGGCGGGCUCUGGAAAAUCCACGUCGAACUCCCAGAUCAGUAUCCCUACAAAUCCCCCAGCAUCGGUUUCGAAAACCGCAUCUUUCACCCUAAUAUCGAUGAAUCCGGUUCCGUCUGUCUCGAUGUGAUAAAUCAAACUUGGUCGCCAAUGUUCGAUAUGAUCAAUAUCUUUGAAGUGUUCCUCCCGCAAUUACUUCGAUAUCCAAAUCCGACGGAUCCACUGAAUGGAGAGGCCGCCGCACUACUUAUGAGGGAUUCGAAAGCGUAUGAUUUAAAGGUUAAAGAAUAUGUAACGAAAUACGCAAGUAAAGACGCAGCAGACGAUGCGGGCGCCGACGAAUCAGAUGACGAUACCAUGUCCUCGGUAGCUAGUUUUGACGACGACGAUGAUAAUGAAGAGGCAGCGGGUACAAUGGAGGAAAUCUAA
Molecule: messenger RNA, 537 nt
Organism: Botrytis sinoallii
Lineage: Eukaryota; Fungi; Ascomycota; Leotiomycetes; Helotiales; Sclerotiniaceae
Exons: 6
Coding region: 1-537 (178 amino acids)
Biological process (GO): protein polyubiquitination; ubiquitin-dependent protein catabolic process
Cellular component (GO): nucleus
Molecular function (GO): ubiquitin conjugating enzyme activity
Source: RefSeq, a predicted model, not a curated record